This is a messenger RNA of Cervus elaphus (red deer), 2800 nucleotides long. It is a transcript of the gene ACVR1, whose product is annotated as activin A receptor type 1. The coding region runs from base 184 to 1713 and encodes 509 amino acids. The record is from RefSeq and is a predicted model, not a curated record. Gene Ontology annotation, molecular function: transforming growth factor beta receptor activity, type I; SMAD binding; ATP binding. The transcript is spliced from 10 exons. Gene Ontology annotation, cellular component: plasma membrane; BMP receptor complex. Gene Ontology annotation, biological process: cellular response to growth factor stimulus; transforming growth factor beta receptor signaling pathway; dorsal/ventral pattern formation. Lineage: Eukaryota; Metazoa; Chordata; Mammalia; Artiodactyla; Cervidae.
CACUGGGCCGCUUGUGAGCAUCACACUGCCAGCGCAAGAGCUACUGGAGAGUUCUCUUUAUUUCUGGAGACUCCGGGAGUGCCUCUCCCACCGCUGGGAGCGAGUGAACGGAGCCUUGGGGAAGAGCCCACUGCUGGAAGGACCGUGGGAGGAGAUGCCUGGGAGCCAGCUCUAAGUUGUACAAUGGUGGAUGGAGUGAUGAUCCUUCCUGUGCUUGUGAUGAUUGCGUUCCCUUCCCCUAGUAUGGAAGACGAGAAGCCCAAGGUAAACCCCAGACUUUACAUGUGUGUGUGUGAAGGCCUCUCCUGUGGGAACGAGGACCACUGUGAAGGCCAGCAGUGCUUUUCCUCGCUGAGCAUAAAUGAUGGCUUCCACGUCUACCAGAAAGGCUGCUUCCAGGUCUACGAGCAGGGGAAGAUGACCUGUAAGACCCCGCCGUCACCUGGCCAGGCUGUGGAGUGCUGCCAAGGGGACUGGUGUAACAGGAACAUCACGGCCCAGCUGCCUACUAAAGGGAAAUCUUUUCCUGGAACACAGAAUUUCCACUUGGAGGUUGGCCUCAUCAUUUUGUCUGUAGUGUUCGCAGUAUGCCUUCUAGCCUGCCUAUUGGGAGUUGCUCUCCGAAAAUUUAAAAGGCGCAAUCAAGAACGCCUCAACCCCAGAGAUGUGGAAUAUGGCACCAUUGAAGGGCUCAUCACCACCAACGUUGGAGACAGCACUUUAGCAGAUUUAUUGGAUCAUUCGUGUACAUCGGGAAGCGGCUCUGGUCUUCCUUUUCUGGUACAGAGGACAGUGGCCCGUCAGAUUACACUGCUGGAGUGUGUUGGGAAGGGCAGGUAUGGUGAGGUGUGGAGGGGCAGUUGGCAAGGGGAAAACGUCGCUGUGAAGAUCUUUUCCUCCCGGGAUGAGAAGUCGUGGUUUAGGGAAACAGAAUUGUACAACACUGUGAUGCUGAGGCAUGAAAAUAUCUUAGGUUUCAUUGCUUCAGACAUGACAUCAAGACACUCCAGUACACAGUUGUGGUUAAUCACACAUUAUCAUGAAAUGGGAUCGCUUUACGACUACCUUCAGCUUACUACUCUGGAUACCGUGAGCUGCCUGAGAAUAGUGCUGUCCAUAGCUAGUGGUCUCGCACAUUUGCACAUAGAGAUCUUUGGGACCCAAGGGAAACCAGCCAUUGCUCACCGAGACUUAAAAAGCAAAAACAUCCUGGUUAAGAAGAAUGGACAGUGUUGCAUAGCAGAUUUGGGUCUGGCAGUCAUGCAUUCCCAGAGCACCAAUCAGCUCGAUGUGGGGAACAACCCCCGUGUGGGCACCAAACGCUACAUGGCCCCUGAAGUUCUCGAUGAAACUAUCCAGGUGGAUUGUUUUGAUUCUUACAAGAGAGUCGAUAUUUGGGCCUUUGGACUUGUCUUGUGGGAGGUGGCCAGGCGGAUGGUGAGCAAUGGUAUUGUGGAGGAUUACAAGCCACCAUUCUAUGAUGUGGUUCCCAAUGACCCAAGUUUUGAAGAUAUGAGGAAGGUAGUCUGUGUGGAUCAACAGAGGCCUAACAUACCCAACAGAUGGUUCUCAGACCCGACAUUAACUUCCCUGGCCAAGCUGAUGAAAGAAUGCUGGUAUCAAAAUCCAUCUGCCAGACUCACAGCCCUGCGUAUCAAAAAGACUUUGACCAAAAUCGAUAAUUCCCUAGACAAAUUGAAAACUGACUGUUGACAUUUUCACGGUGUCAAGAAGGAAGAUCUGACAUUGUUGUUGUUGUCCAGCUGGGACCUAUUGCUGGCCUGACUGGUUAUCAGAACAGAAUCCAUCUGUCUCCCUCCCCAAAUGGCUGCUUUGACAAGGCAGACAUCUUACCCGGCUGUGUGCUGGGGAAGACACCAAAACCACCCUAACCUCGCUCAAUGACUGUGACCUGGGCAUUUCACAAACUGUUCACACUGCAGAGACUUACCGUUGGACAGACAAUGUUGCAAAUGUAGGGAACUGGAGGAACACAGAGAAAUCCUAAAAGAGAUCUGGGCAUUAAGACAGUGGCUUUGCAUAUCUUCACAGGUCUCCUAGACACUCCCCACGGGAAACUCAAGGAGGUGGUGAAUUUUUAAUCAGCAAUAUUGCCUGUGCUUCUCUUCUUUAUUGCACUAGGAAUUCUUUGCAUUCCUUACUUGCACUGUUACUCUUAAUUUUAAAGACCCAACUUGCCAAAAUGUUGGCUGUGUACUCCACUGGUCUGUCUUUGGAUAAUAGGAAUUCAAUUUGGCAAAACAAAAUGUAAUGUCAGACUUUGCUGCAUUUUACACGUGCUGAUGUUUACAAUGAUGCUGAACAUUAGGAAUUGUUUAUACACAACUUUGCAAAUUAUUUAUUACUUGUGCAGGUAGCAGUUUUUACAAAACUGCUGCAUGCAUAUGUUAAAGCUUAUUUUUAUGUGGUCUUAUGAUUUUAUUACCAAAAUGUUUUUAACACUAUACUCUGAAAUGGACAUUUUCUUUUAUUAUCUGUUAAAUUCACAUUUUAAGUGCUUCACAUUUAUAUGUGUGUAGACUGUAACUUUUUUUCAGUUCAUAUGCAGAACGUAUUUAGCCCAUUACCCACGUGACACCACCGAAUAUAUUACUGAUUUAGAAGCAAAGAUUUCAGUAGAAUUUUAGUCCUGAACGCUGUGGGGAAAAUGCAUUUUCUUCGGAAUUAUCCAUUAUGUGCAUUUAAACUCUGCCAGAAAAAAAAUAACUAUUUUGUUUUAAUCUACUUUUUGUAUUUAGUAGUUAUUUGUAUAAAUUAAAUAAAAUGUUUUCAAGUCAAA